Molecule: messenger RNA, 1981 nt
Organism: Condylostylus longicornis
Lineage: Eukaryota; Metazoa; Arthropoda; Insecta; Diptera; Dolichopodidae
Gene: CDK2AP1
Product: cyclin-dependent kinase 2-associated protein 1
Exons: 2
Coding region: 171-701 (176 amino acids)
Cellular component (GO): cytoplasm; nucleus
Source: RefSeq, a predicted model, not a curated record
GGCAUAUCUUUCUCAGUUUUGUUAAGAACAAAAACAAAAGAAAAUUUGGAAUUUAAUUAUAAUUUUCUUGUUUUUUCUUUUAAUUUCAUAAAAAAAAAAUUAUUUUAAAUAUAUUAACUUCCAGUUAUUAUAGUUGGUAUUUUCUUUUUUGGAAUUUAUUUUCAAGAAAAAUGGAUGCGAUGGAUAUACAAGCAGUAGAAUCAAAAUUAAGUGAUGUUACUGUUACACCAAUACCUAUGUCAGCAACACGUAAUAGUAAUUUAUUGAAUCAUCGUACAUCAACUGCAACAUCAUAUCAACAGCAAUUACCGCAAAUACAAAUUUCAGCAGUACCAAAACUUCAAUCCACAACAUUACAAUCUGCAAUACCAUUAAUAACAUCUUCGAAUAGAGGAUCAUCUUCAUCAAAUAUUGAUUCUUUGUCUUCAACAACAAUUGGACCAGCGACAAUAACAACAACAUCAGGAAAUAUAACGACACCAAUGACAUCAACAGCAAACAUUCCAGCUAAUUUGAAUACAUCAAAUGGUUUAUCAAAAUAUGCCCAACUUUUAUCUGUAAUUGAAGAAAUGGGACGUGAUAUAAGACCAACAUAUACUGGAUCCAGAAAUUCUACAGAACGUUUAAAACGUGGUAUUGUACAUGCACGUAUACUUGUCAGAGAAUGUCUUAUGGAAACGGAAAGAUCAGCAAGGCAAUAAAUCUAAAAAGGAAAAAAGUUUAUAUUUGCUAAUUUUUUGCCACAAUCAAGUAGAGAAAUUUUUUUUUUUCUACUUAAGAAAUGAAACCAAAUUUUAAAGAAAUUUGUGUGUUCAAAAAAUGCGUUUCCUUUUUUUGUAAAGAGACACGAAAAAAAGUUUAUAUAUGAAAUUCUUAUUUCAAAAAGUCAAAAUUAAACCAUACCAUAAAUAUUAGUUAGUAAUUUUUAAGUUUUUGUUGAAGAAAAGAAAAAUAUGCAAAUAAGUUUAUUAUUUAAGACAUUUAAUAUUAAAAUUUUUAAUUUUUUAUUGUUCAAAUUUUUUUUUUUGUUAAUUUUUAUAGUCACCUCUCAUCAGAUAUACUUCAAUUAUUAAAACGCAUACAAGUUCAAAUUAAUCUUUCAAUUGAAUUUUUAUUAAAUAAUAAAUUUUGCCUUAAACUUUAUACAUGAAAUACAUAGGAAAAAUAUUAUGCCAAAUUACUCAUAAUAUAAUAAAGCCGUCCAAGCAAUAAUAAAAACAUUUUCAGAUUGUUUCAAUAACUUAAUUUAAAAUAAUUACAUAUUAUACUUAUAUUUGCACUACUAAUUUAUUUUUAAUAAAAAAUAUGUGCUUCUAAGUCAAAUUCCCAUUUUUAAGUUCUUGAUCUAUUUUAUAAUCUUACACUAUUGGAUUUUUUUUUAGCUCUUAACAAAAUAAAGUAAUUUAAAUAAUAAAAACGAAACAAUUCAAAGUACAAAUAUUUAAAAAAAAAAUAAAAUUGCUUAUGUAAAUUUAAAUUAAAAAUAAAAUAAUAAAAGUUCAAAGAAGUGAUUUUGUAUACCAAAUAAAUAAAAACACAAAAAAAAAUACGAUUUUAAAAACGUAAAGAAUUUUUAAAGAAAACAAUAAUUUAUUUAAAAAUAAUAGGAAAUACAUACAAUAUAAUAAUUAAAUAUCGUAAAAAUGUAUACUAUUUUGAUAUGAAAAUAUUAAUAUAAAAUCAAUGAACUUGUAGAACUAGAAUUUAAAAUGAUUGCAGAACAGAAAUUUUUAAAAAUUUUUUUUUUUUUCAAUAAAACAAAUAUGAGUGUAGCUUUAAUUAGUUAAAUAAUAGUUAAUUUUAUUUAAGAAAUUUAAUUUAAUUAUUUUUAUGCCCAAAAUUUUAAUACUUUCAUAAUUAUUGUUUUUUUUUUUUUUAAUUUAUUAAAAGUUUUUAAUUUGAACCGUAUUCAUUUCCAUAAAAUUCUAAUUAAUAAUAACAUAUAAAAUAAACUUUAUUAAAAAAAAAUUAAAUUCAGUCA